AACACGCACCGGCCCGGCGGCGGUCCCUAGGGGGCGUUUUUACGUGUUUUUGUACUUUGUUUAACAUCAAAUAUUCAAUCAACAAUCAUAAACUUUGCAUUAUUUGAAAGUUUAAACACUCAAAAUUCAUGUUCUGAGCUUAUUUUUGCAAUCAAUACACUGGUGUGGAUAAGAUUAAAUAAAAUGCAGACGGAAUGCAUAUAAAAAAAUUUGUGGGUACUCACAUGUCUUGCCAUAUGGUUCUGAUCAUCUCUGACAAUUCCCAAAAACUUCAACGUACAUUGCAACGUAAGGGUCCACUCUUCAAAAAGCAUCCCACGUUUUAAUCCAAAACAACGAAAAAUAGUGAUAAAUCCAGCAAUACCCUCCUUUAUUUACAUCCGCGCUUCCGCUAAGUAUGAUCGAUCAUGUUUAUUUUCUAUCAAAUAUCGAGUUUUAUCAGUGAAAAUCCAUCUCUUCCUGCUUCGUUAGACUCUUCCGAUAAAUAUCCCGCCCUAUUUUUCUGUUUUGUUCAAUCAGAUAAGGUUUGACAACUCAAAAUGAAUCGGGAACACCGAUUUGCCCAGACAGAUGUCCUUCAGCUAACCAUAGGCUUUUGACUGGAUUACGCCAAAACAAAGCCAGCCAAUGCUUAGCCAGCAAAGUUUUGAUGGGCAGGGGUAGUAACCAAUCAUGAAACGAUUACAAGGAUUCAACUUACGUCAGUAAAGUGUACUUCUGCGCAAAUCUACAGAAGCGCACGGAGAGGAAUGCCCACGCCCCCUCCCUGCGCGUUUGUUUGUUUGGGUAGCAUAGCAGCCGGCUAGGCUCUCCGGAGCCGCUGAGAAACCUCUCAAAGGUUAGAUAUAACAUCUCCAUUGUGGAUUUUCGACUGCAGAGGACUUGUUUGUGUUGAGAGUGUUUUGGAGAAGUUGAUAAAGAGCAUGAUCGCGGAGCAAAGAUACAAGAUUGGAUAUAAACGAAACCGCGUCGUCGACGAGAGAUGGACCGGACUAUGAGCUCAGCUGCGCUCGCUUGGAUAAAGUCUUCAGCUGACAUCCAGAGGAGGACUGGAAUCUGGAGUGCAUUCAUGAGCGACCACAUUCAAAAUAAGUUUAAAAAAGAAACACCAAAAUGACGGGCCGAGCAAGAGCAAGAUCUCGAGGCAGAGGCCGUGGUCAGGAGGCUGCUGCGCCGGGCCCACAACCACCUGAAAAACAAGAGGCUGCAAAACCCCUUUUGCCUUCAUCUGAAGGAGAACUGGUGGGUAGAGGGAGACAGAGAACUGCACCUGGAGCUCUAUCUGCAGAAGCGAUGGUCCAGAUCUCUGCAGGUUUUCAGCAGGUAAAGAUCGGGGAAAGAGGUGGCCGCAGGCGGGAUUUACAUGAUUCAGGCGUUCACACUCGCCAGCUUAUGGAACAUGUGAAAGACUCCAAAUCAGGUGUUUCGGGCACUGCAAUCGAGUUGAGAGCUAAUUUCAUGCGUUUGCUAUCUCGGCCUCUGUGGGCUCUUUAUCAGUACCAUGUGGACUUUAAGCCAGCUAUGGAGUCCCGCCGCUUACGCUCGGCUUUGCUUUUCCAGCAUGAGGAGACUCUGGGCAAAGCACACACCUUUGAUGGAGCCAUUCUCUUUCUCCCUAACAAACUGCACAACACUGAGACAAUCCUGUGCAGUGAGACCAGGCAUGGAGAGAAGGUUGAGAUCACACUCACACUGACCAAUGAGCUUCCUCCAUCAUCUCCUGUAUGCCUGCAGUUUUACAAUAUCCUCUUCAGGAGAAUGCUGAGGAUGCUGAACAUGCAGCAGAUUGGUCGCCAUUACUACAAUCCUGAUGAUCCGUUCAACAUUCCCCAACACAGGCUGACCAUUUGGCCUGGUUUUGUGACCACCAUUCUUCAGUAUGAGUCCAGUAUCAUGCUGUGCACGGAUGUGAGCCACAAGGUCCUGCGCAGUGAGACGGUUCUUGACUUCAUGUACAGUCUGAGACAGCAGUGUGGAGACCAACGCUUCCCUGAAGCUUGCACCAAGGAGCUUGUGGGCCUGAUAGUCCUCACUAAGUACAAUAACAAAACCUACAGGGUUGAUGAUAUUGCUUGGGACCAAAACCCCAACAAUACAUUUAAGAGGGGAGAUGCAGAAAUUUCUUUCAAGAACUACUUCAAGACGCAAUAUGGCCUGGACAUAACAGAUGGGAACCAGGUUUUGCUGGUUAGUCAUGUGAAGCGACUUGGACCCUCAGGUGGACCUCCACCGGGACCUGCCUUGCUUGUUCCAGAAUUCUGCUACCUCACUGGUCUCACUGAUAAGAUGCGCUCUGAUUUCAACAUCAUGAAGGAUUUAGCCUCACACACAAGGCUGAGUCCUGAACAGAGAGAAACCAGAAUCAAUCGUCUCAUUUCCAACAUCAACAGAAAUGCAGAUGUGCAGAAUGAACUGAGCACUUGGGGUCUGAGCUUUGAGAACAAGCUCCUGAGUUUGAAUGGAAGAGUUCUGCCUUCUGAGAGGAUCAUACAGGGAGGAAGAGUGUUUGAGUACAGCCCAUGGACAGCUGACUGGACUAAAGAGAUGAGAGGUCUCCCUUUGAUAAGCUGCAUGCCUCUGGACAAUUGGAUGAUGUUCUUCACGCGCCGAAAUGCAGACGUUGCUAAUUCUCUGCUUCAAACUCUCAACAAAGUGGCAGGGCCCAUGGGAAUCCGCAUGCAGAGAGCCAUCAUGAUUGAGUAUGAAGACCGUCAGGAGUCUCUACUAAGAGCCCUUCAACAGAAUGUAACACGUGAUACACAGAUGGUGGUAGUAGUCCUGCCUACCAACCGAAAGGAUAAGUAUGACUGUGUGAAGAAGUAUCUGUGUGUGGAUUGCCCCACUCCCAGUCAGUGUGUUGUGUCUCGCACCAUCAGCAAACCACAAGCGCUUAUGACAGUGGCCACUAAGAUUGCCCUGCAGAUGAACUGCAAAAUGGGAGGAGAGCUGUGGAGUGUAGAAAUCCCACUCAGACAGCUAAUGAUUGUAGGCAUUGACUGCUACCACGAUACGGCUGCAGGGAAGAGAUCCAUUGGAGCACUGGUGGCUAGUCUGAACCAGGGCAUGUCCAGAUGGUUUUCAAGGUGUGUUUUGCAAAACCGUGGUCAAGAGAUUAUCGAUGCACUGAAAGCGCCAUUGCAAGCUGCAUUGAAGGCCUAUCUGAAGUACAACAACUCUCUGCCCUCACGCAUCAUUGUGUUUCGAGAUGGAGUUGGAGACGGCAUGCUGCAGAGUGUAGUGGAAUAUGAAGUCCCCCAGAUCAUGCAGUCCAUUAAGACCAUGGGGGUGGAUUACGAGCCCAAGCUGUCAGUAGUUGUGGUGAAGAAGCGCAUCAGUUCCAGAUUUUUUGCUCGCAUUGAUGGCAAAAUCGCCAACCCUCCUCCUGGAACAGUCAUUGACACCGAAGUCACUCGUCCAGAGUGGUACGAUUACUUCAUAGUAAGUCAGGCUGUGCGCUUUGGUUGUGUUGCACCUACUCACUACAAUGUGGUGUUUGACAACAGCGGCCUCAAACCAGAUCACAUGCAGAGACUCACCUACAAACUCUGUCACAUGUAUUACAACUGGCAGGGGAUUGUCCGAGUGCCUGCGCCCUGUCAGUAUGCCCAUAAACUGGCUUUCCUGGUUGGGCAGAGCAUUCACAAGGAGCCAAACAUGAACCUGGAUGACUUCUUGUACUACCUGUAACCUGCUUUAUUAAUAUACAGAGUCAUGAAGCAGAAAAGAGGCUUCGAUAUUUAUGUUAAAAUGGUUGAUUUGAUUCAGAGUAAAACUGGUUUAUAUGUUCACAAUGUUUAUGGUAAACUUUGUUCUUAAGGAAGGUUAAGUCAAGUUUUUGUGAAUGCAAUUGUAUAGGGCUCUUUUUGUUAAAUUUUUAGUGUCUUAUGUUAACGGUAUGAUUCCUUGUAUUUAAUGUUUAAAGAGAUUGGAUUUAUGUUUAAAGGCUUUGUAGCAAUCAGUUGCUUUAUUUUUUUAACUUGAUGUUUGUUAAAUUUGCAAGUAGUCUACAUGAACAUGUUGCUUGUAUGGUUUACAUGUUUAGCAGAAUUAAAUGCUAAUGAAAGUGCCAUUCCAGUCGCUUAAUGUGUUUAAUGAUUAAAGUAUUUAACAUGAUCUUUAACACCAUCAUCAGUGGCUAAAGCUGGAGAAGUCGUGAGUAGUAUUGCAUUUGAUUUGGGUACAACAUUUUGCCAGUGAUGCAUAAUAUUACUAAAGAAACGCACACAUAACUGUUGUACUUGGCUACAAAACGAAAAACAUGGUUGCUUGUAGAUGACUAUAGUAAAGUUACUACUGUAGUGCAGAGAACAAGAGAAAAUUUCUCUGUAAAUCUGGAAGAAACUGAGAAAAACAAAUUAUGGGUACAGAUAGGGAGUCC
Molecule: messenger RNA, 4378 nt
Organism: Paramisgurnus dabryanus
Lineage: Eukaryota; Metazoa; Chordata; Actinopteri; Cypriniformes; Cobitidae
Gene: piwil1
Product: piwi-like RNA-mediated gene silencing 1
Molecular function (GO): protein binding; RNA binding
Source: RefSeq, a predicted model, not a curated record